This is a messenger RNA of Beauveria bassiana ARSEF 2860, 1047 nucleotides long. RefSeq names its product sphingolipid long chain base sensory protein, putative. The transcript is spliced from 4 exons. Gene Ontology annotation, cellular component: plasma membrane; eisosome filament. Gene Ontology annotation, molecular function: lipid binding. The coding region runs from base 1 to 1047 and encodes 348 amino acids. The record is from RefSeq and is a predicted model, not a curated record. Lineage: Eukaryota; Fungi; Ascomycota; Sordariomycetes; Hypocreales; Cordycipitaceae. Gene Ontology annotation, biological process: negative regulation of protein kinase activity; eisosome assembly; endocytosis.
AUGCAUCGCACAUACUCUAUGCGCCAGUCGCGCGCUCCCACUGCAUCGCAGCUCCAGAAAGCUAAUCAUGGCCUCCAACAGACUCCUCCUCCUCCCCCUUCCUCCACUAAAUCAGGACGUUUCUUCGGCAAGAGUAGCCUCGGCCAUGCUCUCCGCCGCAAUGCCGGUGGCGCUUUCGGCCCCGAUCUGGCCAAGAAACUCUCCCAGCUCGUAAAGAUGGAAAAGAACGUCAUGCGCAGCCUCGAGACUGUUGCCAAGGAGCGCAUGGAUGUCGCUCAACAACUCUCCGUCUGGGGCGAGGGUGCCGACGAGGACGUCUCCGAUGUCACCGACAAGCUUGGUGUUCUCCUUUACGAGAUUGGCGAGCUCGAGGACCAGUACGUCGACCGCUAUGACCAGUACCGCAUCACCAUGAAGAGCAUCCGCAAUAUCGAAGCCUCUGUGCAGCCCAGCCGCGACCGCAAGCAGAAGAUUACCGACCAGAUUGCCCAACUCAAGUACAAGGAGCCCAACUCCCCCCGGAUUGUUGUCCUCGAGCAGGAGCUUGUCCGUGCCGAGGCUGAAUCCCUCGUCGCCGAGGCCCAGCUCUCCAACAUUACCCGCGAAAAGGUCAAGGCUGCCUACACUUACCAGUUUGAUGCCCUCCGCGAGCACUGUGAGAAGGUUGCCAUCAUUGCUGGCUACGGCAAGCACCUCCUCGAGCUCAUCGACGACACUCCUGUCACCCCUGGCGAGACUCGCGCCGCCUAUGACGGCUACGAGGCUAGCAAGGCCAUCAUCCAGGACUGCGAGGAUGCUCUUACCAGCUGGGUCAGCUCCAACGCUGCAGUCUCUUCCAAGCUCUCCACCCGCUCUCGCGGCCUGUCUCAGCGUCGCCGCAACAACCUCCGCAACCGCGGCGAGGGUCACGAUCUUUCCAAGCAGGAUGCUCCCCUCGACAACGGCUCCUGGCGCGAGGAAUCCGAGGAAGAGGAGGAAGAUGAACUCGACUCCGACGCUGGCCUGAACAGUGAGCACCGCGGCCGCGCCCAGGAGGUCGUUGCCUAG